Piliocolobus tephrosceles (Ugandan red Colobus) is the source of this 3424-nucleotide messenger RNA. RefSeq names its product transmembrane protein 255A (gene TMEM255A). Lineage: Eukaryota; Metazoa; Chordata; Mammalia; Primates; Cercopithecidae. Bases 228 to 1205 code for a protein of 325 amino acids. The transcript is spliced from 9 exons. The record is from RefSeq and is a predicted model, not a curated record.
AAUGCUGCUGCCUCCCGGAGCAGAGGGAGGCAGAAGAGGAGGGAGGGAGAAGAGGGGAAGGGAGGGGGAGGCGGCACUUGGGCUGCAGCUCGCAACCAGAGGCAGUCUCUCUCAGCUCUCGGAGGGACCGAGAGAGGCAACCGCGAAGUAGGAUGCUCUGCGGGGCGCCCAGAGCCGGGGGCGCUUGAAGCAGCUUCGGGGACUGGGGCAACCGGGCAGUUUUCACCAUGCAUCAGUCCCUGACUCAGCAGCGGUCCAGCGACAUGUCCCUGCCCGAUUCCAUGGGAGCAUUCAAUCGGAGGAAACGAAACUCCAUCUACGUCACCGUGACUUUGCUUAUUGUGUCCGUGUUAAUUCUCACAGUGGGCCUUGCUGCAACCACCAGGACCCAGAAUGUGACUGUAGGAGGUUAUUACCCAGGAGUUAUUCUCGGCUUUGGAUCAUUCCUUGGAAUCAUCGGAUCAAACCUUAUUGAAAACAAAAGGCAGAUGCUGGUGGCUUCUAUCGUGUUUAUCAGCUUUGGUGUGAUUGCGGCUUUUUGUUGUGCCAUAGUUGACGGGGUCUUUGCUGCCAGACACAUUGAUCUGAAACCACUCUAUGCUAACCGGUGUCAUUAUGUUCCCAAGACAUCCCAGAAGGAAGCUGAGGAGGUUAACUGCCCUCACCUCAGCCGUGAAUUCUGCACACCUCGCAUCCGGGGCAACACCUGCUUCUGCUGUGACCUCUACAACUGUGGCAACCGGGUGGAGAUCACUGGUGGGUACUACGAAUACAUCGAUGUCAGCAGUUGCCAAGAUAUCAUCCACCUCUACCACCUGCUCUGGUCUGCCACCAUCCUCAACAUUGUUGGCCUGUUCCUGGGCAUCAUCACUGCCGCUGUCCUUGGAGGCUUUAAGGACAUGAACCCAACUCUCCCAGCACUGAACUGCUCCGUUGAAAAUACCCAUCCAACAGUUUCUUACUAUGCUCAUCCCCAAGUGACAUCCUACAAUACCUACUACCAUAGCCCUCCUCACCUGCCACCAUAUUCUGCUUAUGACUUUCAGCAUUCCAGUGUCUUUCCAUCCUCCCCUCCCUCUGGACUUUCUGAUGAGCCCCAGUCUGCCUCUCCCUCACCCAGCUACAUGUGGUCCUCAAGUGCACCGCCCCGUUACUCUCCACCCUACUAUCCACCUUUUGAAAAGCCACCACCUUACAGUCCCUAAAGAGGAAUGCCUGCUGGCUAUUGAGAUUAUUGUGGCUUUUGUAUUUCUGCUUCAGUGGAAAUGUGUAAGGUACAAAAUUUAAAGUGUGACUUUUAUGCAUAAAGUUUUACAAUGGCCUGCCAGGCUAGGGAAAGAUAGGGAUGAAGCUUAUUCAUUAUUAGUGCAGAGCAGGGGUGGCUAGGCUGAACCCAGCACAGAAGAAGGGCAGCUCACACUCUCUAAGCAAGGCUGGGGAGCCAGCCCAGCAAGAAGCUUGUCGUGUUUGGACCUGCAUUACCCUGUGCUCCACCUCUGUAUUCAGCAGAAGUGUGGCUGCCAUCUGUUUCACUUUAUGUAAAGAAGUGUUGUCCUCAGGCCCUUGGCAGAUUGCCACCCCAGGUUGAAGCACCCGGCUUAUAGGUCCUAUCUUUCCCUACCACUAAAGUCAGUCCCUAAGGACAAUUUCCCAGCUGAUGGGGCUACACAGUAGUUCCAAUACAGAGAGUUCUGGCUAAGAUUUUGUUUGCUUGUGUCUGGAUGUUGAAAAAGGCUGCCCAUCUCUCUUACUCCUUUCUUCUCUGUGAGUAUUGUAAAAAUGGCUGUUGUGAUCACUCAGCUCAGCUUUUGUUAUUGGUACCUCCUAAAGGGAAAAGUGCAAUAUUCUUGCAUCUUGAGUAGUGGGGAACAGGAUGUAUUGUUCCGGAAACACUGAAAUACACAGCAACAUGUGAGAUGCUUUAAGUAGAUCACUUAGGAGACAGUGGUUCUACUACAUGUUGCAUUAUUACAAAAUACAUUUGCUACAGGAGAUAUAAAUCUUAUGGUUGUAAUUAAGAGUUUAAAAAUGUUAUAAAUUAGGUUCUUGGGUCGUGAUAUGAAUUGUUACUAAUCUUUGUGACUAUUUAAUCUUCAAAUAUUGUGCUUAACCCCAGCAAUCCGCACGUAUCCUGCACCCCACCCCAAAAGACUCAUCUGUAUUUUAAUACCACUGGUCUUACUGGUCCUUUUUUCUGUUGAGACCAGUCAUGACAGCAUUCAAGAUUAUGAAAGUGUUACAAUGCCGCUUCAAGUCUGCAAAACCUCAAACGUAGCCAACUUGACAAAUACUUAAGUGUUAUGGUAGAUUUAAAAUCCAUCUGGCACACCGUGGUAGGUUAUUUGUACAGUUCUUUUAAUUACACAUAGCUUUAAACCAUCAACCUGAUGAGUUUAAAACACUUUUGCACCCAUGCCUUCACUUCAGAAUGAACACCUUCAUUGUGAUCUUAUGUUAACCUGAGAAUUGAUUUAAAGGAAGACUGAUAAUCCUAAACUUUAUAACGUAAAAAAUACAGGGGCUACAGGAGGGUACCUAAUUAGACAGUUCUCCAAACACAGAACACACACUAGAAAAAUUUCCGGCCAAUUUUGCUACCUCCCAACUUAAUGGAUUAGAGAUAGCAGACAAAUGCUGGUGCUCCCAUCUACCUUGUAGACACCCAGCCAUCAAGAAUCAAGGCACAGGAAGUGCACUCUCUCAUUAUUAACAGUAAAUGUUUGCAAGAUAUCCAGUUUAACUUUCAGCAUCAUGAAUGUUAUCUUAUCCAGAUUUUGAAUCUGAAAAACUAUAAUCCUUUUGUGUUAUACAAAAUUACUAUGAUUUUUACAGUUCUGAGCAUAUUAAAAUUCUACUGGAUUUCAAAGAGACUAAUACCCAAUUGACUUACUAAACAAAUAUCAACUUGUAAUACUCAAUGAAUUUUUUUUCAUUUACACUUGACCAUUUGCUUUAGUGAAUGUCUAUAUUUAAUUUUUUAAAGGCACCAUUACACAGUAUAUCCUACAUUUAUCACAUUUCUUAAAGUGUUAAGAUUCUAUGGCUCAUUUCUAUGUAUUUUUCUUACUUUACAAAAUAACCUGAAACAGUAUAGAUUUUGUAACACUUAAUUUGAGCAGCUUUUAUUACAUUGAAUUAUAUAAAGUGCAUGUUACCUUAGAAAAAUUAAUAUUUGCUGCUUUACUCUUUUGCAAAACAUUUGCUGUAAUGAAGGGAUUUGUAUUUCCAAUAUGUAUCUUGACCGCAUUUUGUAAUAUUUACUGCUUUAUUCCUAAUUCUGCUUUAAAGUAUUGAACUGGGCAUGAAACAUUAAAAUAUUAAUCCAGAACCUGUAUAAACUGGAUGUUGCUUAAAAUCUGUAUCACUGCCAUGUUGAAAACUCAGACUGCUUUUGUGAUGUUUCCAAUGAAUAAAACUAUCCUCC